Molecule: messenger RNA, 3679 nt
Organism: Ostrea edulis (European flat oyster)
Lineage: Eukaryota; Metazoa; Mollusca; Bivalvia; Ostreida; Ostreidae
Product: F-box/WD repeat-containing protein 1A-like
Exons: 13
Coding region: 316-1890 (524 amino acids)
Molecular function (GO): protein dimerization activity
Source: RefSeq, a predicted model, not a curated record
GUUAACGACAACAAAUUAGAGAGGAUGUUUGUUAAUGACAUUCCGCGGGCCGCUUAAGUGAGAGAAGGGGGUCCUGACUCUGUGAUCAGGGUCCACGAUGACAAAAGGGACCUCCGAUACGAUCUCCACUAGGACAAACUGACCACGGAGGACAUUAAGAUAGAUCGUCCGACAAGAAUGGACAAUGGAUUCAAUUCUACAAAAAUAACAUUCAAUUAAAUGACUUCCUGUUUCUGGAUGACGUCACUAAAGAGUGAAUGUGCGAGCGAAUGAAAGGUAUCUGAUUCAGCUUCACUCGGUCAUCGGGGAAGAAGAAUGACCUCUAUGGAAACCAAAAUGGAAACAUGUAGUUCCACUGACGAUAGAUCUGAUCGAAAACUGGAUACCGAUGCCCAAAUCAAGUCUUUACAGCCAGCUCCUCAGAAGAAUUCAGAGCAGUACUUAAAGGAUAGAGACAGUUGUACCAAAUAUUUCGACAAUUGGACUGAAUAUGACCAAAUUACUUUUGUGGAACAUUUGUUAUCACGCAUGUGUCAUUUUCAACAUGGACAAAUUAACAGUUUCUUGAAACCGAUGUUACAAAGAGAUUUCAUUUCCGCUCUCCCAGCAAAAGGUCUUGACCAUAUAGCAGAAAACAUUCUCUCCUACUUGGAUGCCAAGUCAUUGUGUGCAGCUGAGGGUGUGUGCAAGGAAUGGUAUCGUGUGAUCUCAGAGGGCAUGCUAUGGAAGAAACUCAUAGAAAGAAUGGUACGAACAGACACCUUGUGGCGGGGCCUGGCUGAGAGACGGGGAUGGGGAGUGUAUUUGUUCAAGGGUAAAGGAGGGGACACACCCACAGACCACAAGUUUUACAGAAAUUUAUAUCCACAAAUUAUAGAAGAUAUCGAGAGGAUUGAAACAAACUGGAGGACCGGGCGCCACACCCUCCAGCGAAUUCACUGUAGAAGUGAGACCAGUAAGGGUGUGUACUGUCUUCAGUACGAUGAGACGAGGAUUAUCAGCGGACUGAGAGACAAUACAAUCAAAGUCUGGAAGUCCAAAAUGAUGUGGGACCGCAACACGUUAGAGUGUGUUCAAGUAUUAACAGGGCACACAGGUUCAGUUCUAUGUCUACAAUACGAUGAUAACAUCAUUAUAUCAGGGUCCAGUGACUCCACCGUCAGAGUCUGGGAUGUACACACGGGUGAGAUGUUGAAUACCUUGAUCCACCACUGUGAAGCUGUUCUACACUUGAGAUUCUGUGAUGGCAUUAUGGUCACUUGUUCAAAAGAUCGAAGUAUUGCAGUGUGGGAUAUGCAGUCUCCAACUGAGAUCAAUUUACGGCGCGUGUUGGUUGGACAUCGUGCUGCUGUAAAUGUUGUGGACUUUGAUGAGAAAUACAUUGUUUCAGCAUCAGGGGACAGGACAAUCAAGGUCUGGAGUACGUCGACUUGUGAAUUUGUACGCACAUUAAAUGGACACAAGCGUGGCAUCGCAUGUCUUCAGUACCGAGAUUGUCUUGUGGUCAGUGGCAGCUCAGACAAUACGAUCAGGUUGUGGGACAUAGAAAGUGGGGCAUGUCUUCGUACACUUGAAGGGCAUGAGGAACUGGUACGGUGUAUCAGAUUUGAUAACAAACGCAUAGUCAGUGGAGCCUAUGAUGGUAAAAUUAAAGUGUGGGACCUUGCAGCUGCUUUGGAUCCCCGAUCGCCUGCUGGUAGUCUCUGCUUAAGGACACUAGUGGAGCACUCUGGUCGAGUAUUCCGCCUACAGUUUGACGAGUUCCAAAUUGUCAGUAGUUCUCAUGAUGACACCAUUCUUAUUUGGGACUUUCUAAAUGUGCCAGUAGAAACUACAUCCUCGUCCAAUAACCGCUCUCCAACGCGGACCUACACUUACGUGAAUAAUUGAUCUCAUGGGGUGCAAUCCCCUUACAGUGUGUAUGCGUGUGUGGUGAAUGUUAAGGAGGAUGUGGUAGGCGAUCCCAGCAUUCCAGAAUCCCCCCUUCAAAGUGAAUGUAUAUGGUGUUUCAUCGGUCCAUUAGUUUGUAUCUGCUGUUUCAGGGAGACAAUUUAUCUCUGUUUUGCAGUAUUUAUGGAAACAACAUGAAAAACAUGACAUUUCAUUUUUCAUUGUGGUCAGCUACAUUGUUAUAGCAUUUGCUGUUUUGACAGAGUCUAUAGUGAUUUGAUUUUCUUUGAGUUUUGGAAAUGUGAAUAUUGAUUUAUUGGGGGGAAAAUGGCUUUAACGUUGGAUAAGUAGGUGAAUGAUGUGCACGCUGUAGUCGCUUGUUGGAAUAUUUAUAAUCACACGUGAUGCUCAGUCUACUCUUCUUUUGAAAAAUAGGUUGAAUCAUUAUCUACAAAAUAUUCAAGCUGAUUUUAAAGUUUUACCAUAUUAAAGUUUUCUAAAGCUGGGCCAAUGAAGCUUGAAGUAGGCACUGCAUCUUUCACGUGUCCGCAACCUUAUUUUUACAAGGAAGAACAGAUACAAGUACAUUGCAGGCUGAUGUUUAUAAAGCAUUUUUGCUGAACUUGCAUUGUGAAUGAAAGAGUGGCCGAAUUAAAAUUGUGUAUUAGUAGCAGUUGAAAUAACGCGAGACGAAAUAAUUGUAUAAAAGUUUGUAUUCAUUUCCAUAAAUUUUUGUGAGAAAUGAAUCUGUGGAGUGUAUACUAGCUGUUAGUGCUCAUGACCUUGACCUUCUUCACCUCUUCUGUGUAGCUCUGUCAUCUAACAACCUUAUCUAGUUGUGCUGCAGAUUUAGGGUCAAAAGGAAAAAUUAUUUGUGAUGAAGUGAAUUUUAAAAAAUUGUUCUCUUUAAAAAGACAUUUUACUAUAAUGAUGUUUGGGCUUUUGCAUAGAUGAUAAAUCAUCGUGAUCACACAGAGCUAUUUGAAGUGCUAAAGCACGAAAAGGUCUAUUGUACUGCAGAGAUGUUUGUGUGAACUUAAUGUGUACUAAAGAUAUGUAGUGCACAUCAGUGUAUAAGUGCUACUGGUCAGUGUAUGUGUACUACUGGUCAAUAUGUGUACUGUAGGUCAGUGUAUGUGUACUACUGGUCAAUAUGUGUACUGUAGGUCAGUGUAUGUGUACUACUGGUCAAUAUGUGUACUGUAGGUCAGUGUAUGUGUACUACUGGUCAAUAUGUGUACUGUAGGUCGGUCUAUGUGUACUACUGGUCAAUAUGUGUACUGCAGGUCAGUGUAUGAGUACUACUGGUCAAUAUGUGUACUGUAGGUCAGUAUAUAUGUACUACUGGUCAAUAUGUGUACUGUUGGUCAGUGUAUGUGUACUACUGGUCAAUAUGUGUACUGCAGAUUAGUGUAUGUGUACUGUAGUAAAAGUCUUAUGUCUGAUUAUAUACAAUGUGUGUACAAGUCCGAUGAUUUAGCGUGGUCAGAGGUUAUGCAGUGCUGUGUGUGCCUAAAUGUAAAUACUUUGCAAUAUGCCUAAUGUUUGUGAUGUUCUAUUUAUUCUAAGGGGGAGUCAUCAGAUCUUUUCUUUUGUUGCGUUGGUUGAGUAAAGAUUAUCUGUAACUUAAAUAAAUUUUAUGAAAUACAAUCUCGAUGUAUAUUGGUAGCUUUCUCACAAUAAUGUGUGUCAUUAUCAUGAUAUAACAGCAAAUUACAGGCUUGUUUGUUUAUCAGUGGUCCUCUCUAAUGCUCCCUUAUACAUGAAAACAAUAAAAUUGUUUACUUAU